AGAGAGCCGCCCCCCCCCCCGCAGCCCUGAGAGGCCCUGCACGCCGUCCCAGCGGGGAUGGCGCAAAAGAAAUACCUCCAAGCGAAAUUGACCCAGUUUUUAAGGGAAGACAGAAUUCAACUUUGGAAACCUCCCUAUACAGAAGAAAACAAAGAAGUUGGUUUGGCGUUAAAGGACCUUGCUAAGAAGUACUCCGACAGGCUGGAGUGCUGUGAGAAUGAGGUCGAAAAGGUGAUAGAAGAAAUACGCUGCAAAGCGAUUGAGCGUGGCACAGGCAACGAGCAUUUCAGGACAACAGGAAUUGCCACCAUCGAGGUGUUUUUACCUCCGAGACUAAGAAAAGACAGGAAAAACUUGCUGGAGACCCGACUGCACAUCACUGGCAGAGAACUGAGGGCCAAAAUAGCUGAAACCUUUGGAUUUCAAGAAAAUUAUAUCAAAAUUGUCAUAAAUAAGAAACAGCUACAACUAGGGAAGACACUGGAAGAACAAGGAGUGACCCACAAUGUAAAAGCCAUGGUGCUGGAGCUAAAGCAGUCUGAAGAGGACGUGAGAAAAAAAUUCCAGAUUGAAGAAGAGGAGCAAAAUGAAGCAGAACUUACAGAAAAAAGAAUUCAGAGGACUAAGAGAGGGCUGGAGAUCCUGGCGGAGAGAGCUGAGAUGGUGGUGGACCCAGAAACCACACCAUACCUAGACAUCGCUAACCAGACCGGGCGCUCAAUCAAAAUCCCUCCCUCAGAGAGAAAAGCCCUUAUGUUAGCUAUGGGAUAUCACGAGAAGGGCAGAGCUUUCCUGAAAAGACAAGAGUAUGGAAUAGCCCUGCCAUGUCUGUUGGACGCGGACAAAUAUUUCUGCGAGUGCUGCAGGGAGCUGCUAGACACGGUGGACAACUACGCGGUGCUCCAGCUGGACAUUGUGUGGUGCUACUUCCGCCUGGGGCAGCUGGAGUGCCUGGAUGACGCGGAAAAAAAGCUCAACCUGGCCCAGAGAUGCUUUAAAAAUUGUUACGGAGAAAAUCAUCAGCGACUGGUCCACAUAAAAGGAAAUUGUGGGAAGGAGAAGGUCUUGUUUUUAAGACUUUACUUGCUUCAGGGCAUCCGAAAUUACCACAGUGGAAAUGGUGAAGAAGCUUUUGAGUAUCUCAACAAGGCACAGCAGCUCUUCAAAGAGCUAUACAUCGACCCAUCGAAAGUUCACAAUUUGUUGCAGUUGGGAUUCACCCCCCAGGAAGCCCGACUUGGCCUCCGGGCGUGUGAGGGGAACGUGGAUCACGCGGCCGCACACAUCACCAACCGCAGAGAGGAGCUGGCCCAGAUAAGGAAGGAGGAGAAGGAGAAGAAAAGGCGCCGCCUGGAGAGCAUCAACUCUCUGAAGGGGAUGGGCUACUCCGGCCGCGCGGCCCGGCAGGCCCUGCAGCAGGCCAGCGGGAACCUGGAUGAGGCCCUCAAGAUUCUCCUCAGUAACCCCCAGAUGUGGUGGCUGAGUGACUCGAAUCCUGAGAACCACCACCGCCAAGAAGGCUCUUCCCAGGAGAAUAUUGACCAACUGGUGUACAUGGGCUUCGAUGUGGCGGCGGCCACGGCUGCCCUGAGGAUGUUCCGGGGUAGCGUCCAGCUGGCAGCUCAGACCCUGGCGCUCAACGGAGGGAGCCUCCCCCCCGACCUCCAGCUCUCGCCGGAAGAUUCCUCAUCAACGCCCUCCACAUCCCCUUCGGACUCGGCGGGCACCUCCAGUGCCUCAACCGAUGAGGACAUCGAGACCGAGGCCGUCAACGAGAUCCUGGAAGACAUUCCGGAACACGAAGAAGACUAUCUGGACUCCACGCUGGAAGACGAGGCGAUCAUCAUCGCGGAGUACUUAUCCUACGUGGAGGGCGUCAAGGCAGCAGCCAAGAAAAACUGAGUCAUGACGAGAAGUGCUAAGUUUCCGCUUAUAAACUCUAUCCUCAUGAAGGUCUCCUGCAGGUUUCCUUUUUGUCUUCUUCCUUCUCCAGAGCCUUCCUGCCUGGGGACUGGGGGGCAGGCAGGGAGCAGGGGCACAGAAGGUAGGAAGGCCUGGGGGUGCUCUGGGGGGGAGCUGCCUUUAGGUUCUGAACCCCUAGUGCUGCCCUCUCCGCUCACCUUCCUUCCACCCAGAAGUGGGCCGGGCUGGAGCAGGGUGGCCUCGGGGAGGUGCUGGGAGGGUGAGGGAGCCCCCCUCAUCUGCCCCGCUGCCUCUCGCCCAGCUCUCCUGCCCUCCUGAGCCACUGCUGCCCCUCCUCCUGCCCAGGAGGUGGCCUCUGCUUUCCUGCUUCACCCUCUCAGCUCCAUCCCUAAAAUGCCCUGUAAAUCUUCAGCCAUUCCAGGGGCUCGGGCCUGGGGAGGUGGAAGGGGCUGCCGCAGCCGCCGCGCCAUGGCCCGUGCCUCCCGCCUAAGCCUGUGCUCUGCCGCCUGCAGUAAGACACGUUCCUGAAGUUCAAGGUCGAAAUUCAGAAUUUAUCUGCUUUUAAAUUUCUCCUUUACAAAAUAAAAUCUUUUACCAAGCGGGAAAGUGUGGCGUGCUCCCCGAAGCAGCUUCUUUUCACUCGGCAGUCUAACGCCGCGCUGCGGUCAGCUCGCCUCCGGCUGGGAUCUGGCCAGAGGCCGAGAGAGGUUUUCGCCAGGCGUGUGGUUUUUGUCAUUUCCGUAUCACACCGCCAAGGGCACCAGACAGCCUUGCAGGGGCUCGAAUCCCUCCUCGAGUCCUCCUCCCGUGCCCACCUGCAGUGGACGGAAGAAGUUGCAGCCCAGGACCCAGCCGGCAGGCGUGUCCCCGCGCCCUCCCGCCCGUCCAGAGGCGCCGGGCCGAGAGGCUGACGGGUCGUGGUAUGGACAGAGGUUGCGUUGGGAUGGACACACAUCCUUUCUUUUGAGAUGGAUGAUACGGGUGGAAAUAAAGGGUAGAAA
Molecule: messenger RNA, 2924 nt
Organism: Talpa occidentalis (Iberian mole)
Lineage: Eukaryota; Metazoa; Chordata; Mammalia; Eulipotyphla; Talpidae
Gene: NUB1
Product: negative regulator of ubiquitin like proteins 1
Exons: 15
Coding region: 58-1902 (614 amino acids)
Biological process (GO): regulation of ubiquitin-dependent protein catabolic process
Molecular function (GO): protein binding
Source: RefSeq, a predicted model, not a curated record